AGGAACAGACGGUUACAGUUACACUUUCAAUCUUCAAGUUUCAGGAACCACAUCAAAUUGUGUGAAUUUCAUCAGGAUGGGAAAAUCUGGGUUUUCAUCCCUGAAGGCUCUCAAGGGUAUGGCUUUGCAUCCUUCACCUCUUAUUUUAAGAAAACUUUUGAUUUUCUUCAAACAUUGGUUCCCCCUCCCCCUCCUUUUUUGGAUAUGGCUGUGGUGUGUGCCUCGAUUUCUAAACCAGCAUACCAACCACCUAUUUCCAUCUCUGCAACUCUUCUCUCUUGUGAAUUACCCGGUAUUGAUUCCCAUAAGCCUUUAGAGAGUACAACCUUUCAAUCUUCAUGCUUGUUAUCAGCGCAUGAAUCUUUCCCUCCCCCAAUCUUGCCCCAACCUCGUGCGAACUCACUCUCAGCUUCUGCUCAAGAAUUCACCCCUAGAAAUCCUGAUCCUACCACACUAGCCAACCCCCCUCACUUCUUAGGAUGCUCUAAUUCAGACAAUGACCUGUAUUCUUCACAAUGGGGUUAUAAUGUGUGUUAUAACUCCGGGCCUGAGAUCAAACUUUCUGGCACCAGGCCUGAGAUCAAACUUUCGGGAAAAGCUUUUAAACCUCCUUCAUCCGAAGAGGAAUGGGAGACAGAUAAAGGUUCUGAAGACGAAGAUUGGCAUGCUAAAAAAGAGGCAAACUUAAAGAGAAAUAAUAAAAAAUUCAACCAAAUUUGCUUGCAAAUCCAGGAUUCUUCACUCCCAAGAAGAAGGAGUAAACGCCUCUCCGAUUUGAAAGCUCGAAAUAAAGACCUGUAUUAAGUUGGUUUGAGUAGAUUGUUACAAUUACUAUGAUUCUCUCUUUUUUACUCAAUUGAUUAUCAACACAUUUUGGAGUUACUUGGUUUGUUUUCCGGAUUGCUUCUUUUGAAAUUACUUCAAAGAUUGGUGAAACCAGAAUGCAUUUGUUAAGGCCAUUUUAGGAUUCAUGUUUUUGGCUCUCGCCACUAAAAUUCAGAACACUUGGUUUAUUUCUCUGGAAUGGAACUUGCAGCUGGAAUUUGGAAGCAGAUUUUUGGUACUGCAUCAGUUGUGUCCUAGCAUUUCCUUUAAGGGCAAUCUCUUGGUAUCCAUGGAGGGCGUCAGGAUUUCUAGCACUCUCAAAUGAUGGACUUCACUAACAGAAUCCACUUCAACAUGGGACAUUGGAGUUGUAUUUUGCAAGUAUCCAUAAACUCUACUCCAAAUGGAAGAAGACAAUUACAAGUUGGGUCGGGAAGCACCCACUUUCUAGUACUUGGUUUUAUGUAUUUGCCUUUUGGAGUUUUGGUGUUUGUUUCUUUUUCCUUCGUAUGUCCUUUUGUAUUUGAUACCUUGGCCAACUUGUUGGGGUAUGGGCCACCCCCUCCUUUUGUAUUUUGAAUUUUAAUAAAAUAAUCCUUUAUAU
Cuscuta campestris is the source of this 1429-nucleotide messenger RNA. The record is from the annotation of a GenBank genome assembly. Lineage: Eukaryota; Viridiplantae; Streptophyta; Magnoliopsida; Solanales; Convolvulaceae.